ACCUUGGUUGCUAAACCAGUAAAUCAAUAGAAAUGUUAUUUUUUUUUAAAAUGAAUUGAACAGUACAAGUAUCAGAAAUGUCUACAACGCAGUUAAUUAUUGAAUUUGUUAUAUUUCCUGGUCCUGACAACAGUAGAAUAAAUGUGCAACAGCAAUGAGUGAAGAACAGUCUGACAACGGAGGGAGCAGAAACAUUGAAAUACAUGUAAAAGAAUCGUGCAUAAAUGAUGAAGAUUUAAAUGAGAUUUAUAGUACGAUAAGGCGAUCAAUAUACGUACCUGCUGAUGAUGAACACGACAAUGGCUUACCAGGUCUCGUAUUAGCAGUAAUCGGUGACUCGGAGAGUUAUGUUCCUAAGCCAUGGAAUACAACAGCUUUAACAUCUGGACUGUUGCAAUCUACCCAAGGAGUUAAAAAGUGUUGGGUUAUUUACCGCGGUAACAACGAUGGUAUAAGCGCACUAAUAUACAAGACAUUUAGAGAAACCACAGACACUCAUGCUGCAAAAACACACAAAGAACAAUCAUCCGGAAAGACAAAAGAAAACAUAUUGAUUGCAAUCAGGCCAUGGACAAAAACGAAUGCGAAAGACGUCAAUAAAGUAAACGGGCCUGAUUUGUAUCUUACUCUGAAACCAGUCUCCAGAGAUGUUCAGGAACAGAGAAAUUACAGAUGGUUCAACCUAUAUCUGUCUCAUUUUUUAAAGAAACUUUCAGCAGAGUAUACCCCAUUAAUGUUAAAGGAGAAACACAAAAGAGAAGAUUUGAUAAACAUGAGAGUUCCAGUUUUGGUGAUUGCGGUUGAAGGUGAUAUAAGUACUAUUCACCAGAUAAAUUCUGCUGUGAAACGAAACAUUCCGGUUUUAUUGAUGAAAGGAUCUGGAAAGGCAGUAGAUUUUAUCAUCGAUUACUUGGAAGAGUCCAGACUCUUUGAAAAGGAAAAAGUAUUGAAGGAAAACGCUCCUCUGCUAUUAGGAAUUUAUAUGCGUUUAGAGGAAUACAAGAUGUUAAAGAAGAGACUAAAAAGCAUACAAGAACACAGUUAUCUAAUAACCAUUUUUGAUUUAAACAAUUCAACAAAUGACCAGAUGGAAGAGUUUAUAGUGAAAGCUAUCAUCAAAGGAUGGUCAAUGAAGGAUAUAAAAAAUUCAUCUGAAAUUCCUAAUGAUCCAACGAAAAUUCCAGCAAAGACAGUUACAAUGAACAACGUACAGACAGACAAAAAAUGUCAUAGCCUUAUGGAAAAACUCCAUAUUACGGCCGGCUCAUUAUCACUUUACUUCUACAUCGCCUACCAGUACAUCCAAGAAAGUGGUGCAAUACAGAAUAAGGAAAAGGAAUUAGAAUUAUUCUUAUUGGAGGCAAUUAUUGCCAAUAGAGUAGACUAUGUAUCCACACUUCUUCAACAUGGAGUACAAUUUGAUCGGAAUUAUAUGAUCAGACUGUUUGAUGAGACUUUAAAAUGUAAUGGAUGUGAUGCAAGCGAUUGUAGGAGGAUUCAUGACAUACAUAUUCGAGUAUCUAUGAAAUGUUGUGAUGGUAUAUGGUGCACUUGCUACGAACAUUGCAAGAAAAUCAGACUGCUCUGCAACGAAGAAACAUGUGAAGUAUACCAUGAUCAAUGUCAAAAGGAUGGACAGCCAAGUUCCAGUAACAACAAUUCUCAACCAUGUAAAUGUAGCCGACAUAACGGCAUUCUCACUAAUAAUACACAUAAUUGUCGCCAAUUGUGUGAUUUGCUACAGAACGUGCGUAACCUCUGUCAAAAACUUCUGCAUUAUCCUAAAGACUCUUAUGGAGACCAAGCACAGACACGAUGUUCAGGUGUAUCAACCUGCUGUAGGAUCAGUACACAGGAAACAGCUGAACGCAACGAAUUCAAACCGUAUCACGUUUUGUUAGCAUGGGCGAUAUUUGCACAGAGGGAAGAUUUAGCCUCCAUUUUGUGGUCAAAAUGUGAAAACCCUUUACUAACAGCAAUUAUGGCCAGCAGCAUACUGAGAACAAUGGCGGACAUGGUUAAUACUGCAAACGAUCUUAAACUUAACAAUGAUCUAUUGAAACACUCAAGAUUGUUUGAAAAACGUGCCCUUUUCCUGAUGAAUUCCCUAUAUGAAGAGGAUGCUACUCGCUGUAUGAGUUUAAUGAAUACUGAAAGCAGAAUUUGGGGAAUUCGCGUAGCUCCAGUAGAAUGUGCAUUUGAUAAUGGGAUGAUUGAUGUGAUUGGACAUCCUUGCGUUCAGAGAUUAUUAAAUAGAGUUUGGUACAAAGAUACAGCAUCGAUGUGGCGGAAUUGGCUAACGAAAUUGUUUUGCUUUGAUAAAUCCAAGCGCAGUGCAGCAUGGACAUCUCCGGCGAUGGUGUUUAUGAUUCACUAUCUUUUAAUGCUCGGUAUACUCGGAGCCUACAGUGCAUUCCUCUUAUCUAACGUCAAAGGUGUAAAAGCCUUCAGUGACAUCGGAUUGUAUGAACUACUACUGUAUUUAUGGAUCACUGCAGAUGCGAUAGAAGAAAUUAUAAGAAACAUUCUGAUAACAGUGCGAGGACGCCAAUCUCGUAAAUGGUUUCGAUUGAAAUGUUACCUGACUAACAUCUGGAGUGUUUUGGCAUUGCUGUUGUAUGCAGUACUUGUAUCUGCUGUACUUGUUCGUACUUUCGAUGGGGGCCAGCGAUGGGAAAUAAGACUUUACAGCCUUGGAUUGUUUAUAAUUUAUAUGAGAUUUUUUCAUAGUUUUAUGGUUCAUAAGUAUUUUGGUCUUAAACUGAUAAUGAUUGGCAAAAUGCUUUCAGAACUGCUUCAAUUUAGUUGGAUCCUGAUUGUUUUUGUUGUGUGUGCUGGUGUAAUGUACCAUUCGAAUAUGUAUCCUAAUCAUCGUGAUAUGUGGCCAAAAUAUGGAGCUGAUGUGGAGCAUUGGCGAAUAUGGAAGAUCUUGGCAUUACCUUAUUGGCAACUUUAUGGUGAAAUAUCUCUAGAUAUGCUGAAUGGAGAAACAAAUAGCAAUGGUACUUGUACAUUUGUUGAAUCAGAAUGGGAAAGAAACUCAGACCUUGACAGAUGUGUUGAAUACGACUGGGCCAUUAUGGUAAUAGCCGCCAUGUAUAUGCUGAUAUCAAACCUCCUGUUGAUUAACUUAAUCAUUGCCUUGUUUAGUUAUCGAUUCGAGGAGGUGCAAAAUAAUUCUGACAGAUUAUGGAAGUAUGGGAGAUAUGCAAUCAUCACAGACUAUAGUACAAGAUAUCCUGUGCCUUUCAAUGUGUUUGGACAUGUGUUCAAUUUUUGUAAUAGAAUACGACAGAACGGUAAAACAGGAAAUAAUACCCCUCAAGAGCAGGAAAAUGUAUUAAGAAAAUGUAUUGAUGCUUGUUCAUUCAAACCUGAAACAUUAGGGACGUUACAAGAAAAGUACGCCACCAUCCGUCUUUAUAGUGAAAUAACAAUGAAUUCGAAAUAUUCAGACUGACGUUUAAUAUAAAUCAAAAAUGUAGAUUAGACAUUUGCUUUUCAAAUGAUAUUUUUGAAUAUUCUUAUAGUAUAUAGCCAUUAUUUGCAAAGAUAUAAUUGAAUAUACUUAUAGUAUGACAGUUCACUAUAUAAUUAGGUUUUACUUUUAUUUUAUACUAUUAUAUUAUCAAAGUUUCUUUGUAAAUUUCUAUUCUAUUUA
Messenger RNA from Mytilus californianus (California mussel), 3661 nucleotides. Its product is annotated as transient receptor potential cation channel subfamily M member 2-like. Gene Ontology annotation, biological process: calcium ion transmembrane transport. Gene Ontology annotation, molecular function: ligand-gated calcium channel activity. The coding region runs from base 155 to 3460 and encodes 1101 amino acids. NCBI's taxonomy places the organism in Eukaryota, Metazoa, Mollusca, Bivalvia, Mytilida, Mytilidae. The record is from RefSeq and is a predicted model, not a curated record. The transcript has 25 exons.